CGGGGCAUGGGGGUCACACAGGCAAUAAUGUCCGGCAGGGGUGGAGGGGAACCGGACGACCCACUGGCCAGCGGCGCCACCAGCGCCCUCAUGAGCUCCGCCGCCGCCGCCGCCGCCGCCGCCCGGCCCGCGUCCGCCGCCGUCGGCAGCGGCGCCGCGCUCAGCAGCAGCAGCCGGCAGCUGGCGGGCGGCGGCGGCAGCACGGGCGGCGUGAGGGGCUGGCACGCGGUGCAGAUGCACGUGGGAGGCACGGUGACGCACAUUGCUCCCGAGGCGUUCAAGAAGGGCGCGCGCAUCGACGCCAGUGUGGACGUGUUCGCGUUCGGGAUCAUCAUGGUGCGAGCGAGAGGGGGCGAGGCGCUGGCAGUGGCGGCGGUGCAACUCGAGGGCAUAGGAGCACCCCCUGGCGUGUACUGGAGUGUCCGUUCAUAAUGGAACACCCUCGCAAAGCAGCUGUGUUUGGACGAUGAGGACGCGCGGGAGAAUUAUUGUGAACUGGUUGCUUGUACUACGUCGCUUCAAUUUUUGUACUAGUAUUGGCUUCUGCUGGCCACAUGCGUCACUGAAUUUUAUUUCAAGCAGAGUGAGUACGGUGGCGUACGGCUGGAGUCAAAAGUGCUGCUGGAACCGUGGGCGCCUCAGCCGGUGCAGGUGCAGGUGCUGGUGCAGAUGGCUGCAACUUGAGCCCCGGGCGCCGCACAUGAUGCGUGCUCCAGGCCUUUACUUACGGCUGGCGUGUUUUGGGGAUAUUGAUAAGCUGCUAAUGCUGCUAAUCGGAUCAGACGCCCGAGAUAAGUGUACAGCGAUAGGGGUGUCGGGCCUUGGCUUCUUGCGUACCCAAACGUUUUGGUGUGCUUCAUGUGCGCACGUGUUGCUGCAACGAGAAGGUGUGGCUGGGUGGGUGAGAGGGUGGGUGCCAUGCUGGCGGUGUCGAGGGCUUUGGAGGACACGCACGCUGCCGCCAGGCGCCCGAUUCGGCGGCAGUGCAGAAGAUGCCGCUUCACCGCUGACGGUGCGGUUGUUUCAUAAUCCCCUCAUCUCCUUGCAUUUGCCUGGUACCCGAAACGGGCCGGUAGCUGUGCGGUCGGGAGCGAGCUGCGAUCAGUGGUGAUGUGCUGCUGUGAUGGGUGAAGUGACAGGUGCAUGCGCGGCUCGCGGAUUUGUAGCAUUGGAACGAUGCGCUUGUGUUGCAUGUUUGAGACAUGGUGUGGCGGCAUGCGGUGGUGAUGGCUCGGCCGCAACAGGGGUUGCAUAGAGAGUUAUACAUCACACUUUCUAGCGAGAGCAGUGCAUUGGAAGCACAACAUUACCUGAGUGUUUGAGGACUUAGGGGCCUGACGAAAUGCCACUGGGCAUUGCAGAGUCUCAGAGCUGAUGCCGCCGCUGCGUUUGGCCCAGCAGUACAUUCUUUGCACUUGGGCCUCCGUGGAGUUGUGGGCAGCAGCGAGGUGCCCAAGCGAUGGCUGCACACACCGAUGAAUUCGCCUCGUGGCUUCAUGCACGGGCGUGGCUGCGGGCGCGGGUGCAUGUAUGGGGCGGCAGAGAACUGACCUUGAGAGCGCGAAGACGUGCAAACUGGACAUGUGAUUGGUGUGCGCCGCACCGAUCGACCUGCAUGCCCCCCACACCGCAUGCGGUAUUGCACCUUAUUCGCACUAUUGAUUGGGGCGACGUUCCUGUGCGCCUGGCAAGGGUGCCAUUUCUGGUGCUUGUGUGCUAAAGCACCAGCAGAAACUAGGAUGCUGUAUUGUUGGGAGGUUGGGGGCAGCUUGAGUCCCACCUUGUUGAUUGCAUGACUGCAAAGUCGAGAUGAUCGUUACUAUUGAAUGGUCUUGCCUUGGCCCGUGCUGCACGGCUGUUGGUUCAGUUGGACGGGGCUGCCAUACAUGCAUGACGGCGAAAACGCUCUUAUUAAUCCAGAAAGGUAUGAUGCGGUGUGGACAGGCUGUGAGUGGCAUGCUGAAUUUGUGAGUGACGAGCGCACGCCAGUACGGCUCAUUGUAGAACUGUCGAGAGAUGGGAUCUGUACGGCCCCACGGCUCCAGCGGUGCACUCGAUUGGCAUUGUUGCGAGGUCGGGGCAAGAGAGAAAGAGGGGAGAGAGAGAGCCGGUGCAAACUCUGCUCAGCACGUCCCCAGCAAGGACACAGCAUACCCAUGGACGCGGGGAGAAGCGACGUAAGUCAAGAUUUUGAAGCAGCACUGUAUUUCUUCGCGAUUGAUUGUUGGGUCCAAAGUGAGGCAAAGUAAGUCGCUGUGGCCCUGGCUCAGGGCGAUAGGGGUUGUGUGGCAAGGGAGUUUGGUGGCCGCGAGGAGAUGUUGUGCGUCUUGGAGACCAUAAGGCGGAACACACGACAGCGUGGUUUCUCGUGCGGUUUUACAGGGUACAGGCGCCGCAUUGUUGAGCGCGGCCCAAGGGCCCUACAAAUGUCGUGUCGGUCCCUCAUGCAUACGGUGUGUGUGUGCGUGUGUGUGUGUGUGUGUGUGUAUGUGUACCGUAUGUGUGUGCGCGCGCCCCAGCCAGCCGAGCGAUGUGUUGAGCAGGCAGGUGUACGUGUGUGCAUGUGGAGCCUGGGGGGCCGUUGUGCUUGGCUGGUGGCGGUCACAGGUGACACCUGCCAGGUACCUACCUUGCUUGAGCGUGCACCGCUCCCAUGGUACCCUCCUGCU
Molecule: messenger RNA, 2669 nt
Organism: Chlamydomonas reinhardtii
Lineage: Eukaryota; Viridiplantae; Chlorophyta; Chlorophyceae; Chlamydomonadales; Chlamydomonadaceae
Exons: 5
Coding region: 28-432 (134 amino acids)
Source: RefSeq, a predicted model, not a curated record